ACUAUUUGGUAUCUCUGAUGUAAUUUGAACCCCCUGAUAAGAUUUUACCUACGCUAGGUAUAUACGCUGAUCCUCACCUGUGUCAAUUACAGAGUUAGUACUUAUAGUGGGACUUAAAAGAACAAUGUGACAUGAAGAAGUAAACAGCCAAGAAAAAAAAGUGCAAGAUGAUCCAUCUAAGGACACUGUUUGUUACACUUCUAGUUAUCUCCCUUGCUUCUGCAGAGGAUGCCGAGCUCAAGGUCUCACCACCAGAGGCCGCCGAACAGGCGGGAAAAACCACCACAUUUGAAUGUACCGACCCAGAAAACGAGGCGGCAAAACUAAUGUGGCUGUUUCCUAACCAAACCUCAAUAAAAGACAGCAUGGAUUCUAGGUUUGAGGACAAUAACGGAACGUUGUCCAUCUCCGAUAUCAGGAAAGGUGACGAGGGGGAAUAUAUCUGUACGACCUCGUCACGUGACUUAAACGCGACGGGAACGUUAAUCAUUUACGUGAUGCCGUCAUACUUUACUGAGGCCAUGAUAGUGAUGGGGAUAAAUAUAGUCCUCGUGUUGAUUUUCAUUGGCUGUGGAAUACAUCAAUUCAUACAAGGCAGGAAAAUGAAAACGAACUUGAAGAAACAUGACACUACAUAGUCAAGUAGUCAUAAUAUUAAUUUUAGUAAAUAUUUUUCAAAUUCUA
Molecule: messenger RNA, 684 nt
Organism: Saccostrea cuccullata (small rock oyster)
Lineage: Eukaryota; Metazoa; Mollusca; Bivalvia; Ostreida; Ostreidae
Exons: 2
Coding region: 168-638 (156 amino acids)
Source: RefSeq, a predicted model, not a curated record